Messenger RNA from Linum tenue, 525 nucleotides. The record is from the annotation of a GenBank genome assembly. Lineage: Eukaryota; Viridiplantae; Streptophyta; Magnoliopsida; Malpighiales; Linaceae.
AUGGUCAGGCCUCCUUCCUCUACUCGGCUCUCAAUAAUCGCGCUCGGGACCGGUGGAAUUAAACCCUUCGUCUCGUCAUUCGGCGCCGACCACUUCUACAUGGUGGCAGCCUGGCAGAGGUUUGAUGAGAGAGGGAGGGUUUGGGCCUUGUGGGCCGUGCUGACGGCGACCGCGGGGAUUCGCUUUGCACUGGGGAGGGCGGCGACACUGUGGAGAUCGAUGGCGGUUAUGUGCGCUUUUUCCGUGGCGGUUCAGGUUGCCGCCGGGCUUGUGUUUGGCGUCGUGCCUUUCGUCUCCAAAAGUGCCUCUAAAGUGAUCUGCGGCGCCGGAGUGGUGAAGGGGUUCAAAGGGAAGCAGCCGUUUCAGCUUCUUGGCGGCGAUGCUAACUCCGUCGCCGGUGGGUACACCAAGGGAGAUGGCCUCGGUGCUGAAAUCGUCGGCACCUUCGUCCUUGUCUACACCGUCUUCUCUGCCGCCGACGCCAAGCGUAGCGCUAGAGACUCCCACGUCCCGAUAAUUAACUAA